This is a messenger RNA of Didymodactylos carnosus, 297 nucleotides long. NCBI's taxonomy places the organism in Eukaryota, Metazoa, Rotifera, Eurotatoria, Philodinida, Philodinidae. The record is from the annotation of a GenBank genome assembly.
AUGAAUUCGUCAAUUCGCGAUGUGUUUUUAUGUAUCAUUAAUGAUCAAUUUUAUUAUAAUAUUUUAUUGUUAAUUCAUCAAGCACGUAAUAUUAUAACAAAUUUUUUAUAUGAGCAAACCAAUGUUGAUCGAUACAAUCCACAACAUCUCACAUUAUCAUCAACAAUAACUACGAAUAGCGAAUCAUUACCAGAAUUUUCAUCGAGAAUGUCUAAUGAACAAUGGAUUGAAUGUAAUCGAUGGAAUGAAAUAAUGGCUUCAACAACGGCAAUACCAACAUCAACAACGUUCGUUUAA